Messenger RNA from Chionomys nivalis (European snow vole), 939 nucleotides. RefSeq names its product taste receptor type 2 member 140-like. Gene Ontology annotation, cellular component: membrane. Bases 1 to 939 code for a protein of 312 amino acids. The transcript has a single exon. Gene Ontology annotation, molecular function: bitter taste receptor activity; G protein-coupled receptor activity. The record is from RefSeq and is a predicted model, not a curated record. Lineage: Eukaryota; Metazoa; Chordata; Mammalia; Rodentia; Cricetidae. Gene Ontology annotation, biological process: detection of chemical stimulus involved in sensory perception of bitter taste; G protein-coupled receptor signaling pathway; sensory perception of taste.
AUGAAUGAUGUCCUAUAUUACAUAUUUUUAACUACUUUAAGUGUGGAAUUUCUAAUGGGAAAUUUUGGCAAUGCAUUCACAGUUUUGGUGAACAUUAUGGACUGGUUAAAAUGGAGAAAGAUAUGUUUCAUAGAUCAGAUCUUGACUACUCUGGCAAUUUCCAGAGUUGCCUUGCUCUUUUCACUAACUGCAAGUUUAUUUGUUUCUGAAAAAUACCCAGAAAUAAUAAUAACUAGAAAGAUUAUGAUACAAAUUUUUAUUUUAUGGACAGUAACCAAUCAUUUCAGUAUCUGGCUUGCUACAUGUCUCAGCAUCUUCUAUUUUCUCAAGAUAGCUAAUUUUUCAAACUCUAUUUUUCUUCAUCUAAAGUGGAGAGUAAAAAAAAUAGUUUUAGGGACACUGUUUGCAUCUCUGCUCAUCUUGUUUUUAAACAUUUUAGUUGUAAACACACAUAUUGACCUCUGGAUUGACAGAAUUGAAGCAAAUACUUUCUUCAGAGUGAUCACAAGUAAUAAUUCUGAAGCUGCUAAGCUCGAUUUACUCACCAAUUCUAUGUUCACACUCAUUCCCUUCACCGUGACCCUGACCAUGUUUCUCCUGCUCAUCUUCUCCCUGUGGCGACAUUUGAAGAACAUGCAGUACAAUAUGCCAGGCUCCAAAGACAUCAGCAAGGCAGCUCACUUAAAGGCCCUGCAAAUGGUGGUCACAUUUUUGUUACUGUACAGUAUCUAUUUUCUGUCACUUCUUUUUCAGUUUUGUGACAUUAACUAUGAGCUAAAAAAUUCAAUUUCUCUGCUUUUCUUUAUUACUGAAGCUGCUUUCCCUUCCGGCCACUCCUAUCUCUUGAUUCUGGGAAACACUAAACUUAGACAGGCAUUUAUUUCCAUGGUGUGGUGGCUGAGGUGCAGGUUUAGUGAUGUGGAGCCCAGAGUUUUAUAA